UGAAGUUUCCUACUGAAUUUUUACAUAUCCAGAGCAAGUAUCUUAGAACUAUUUUAAGUUACAGGCCUUGAAUAAGAAGUUUAUCUAUAGCUUGUGUUUUUUAAUCAACCACGUGAAGAUAUUAUUUUCAGUUGAUGAUUAACUUGAAACUAUGGGUUGUUUAUCUUCACGAGCUAUAGUUGAAGAAAGGAGAGAUUUGUUUCAAGUAUGGAAUGUGGAUGACAAAGGGAAUCAUGUGUCUACAGGGAAAAUUGAACUUACUCACUCAGAAUUAAUUUUGUAUCAGAAAAGAAAACCUCCCAUACGAUGGCCUUUACAAAGUUUGAGACGGUAUGGUUAUGACUCAGAAUUAUUCUCUUUUGAGUGUGGUCGUAAAUGUUCAACAGGACCUGCUAUUUAUGCUUUCAAAUGUCAUCAUGCAGAAGCCUUGUUUAAUUUGCUUCAAAAAUGUAUUCAGAAUUGCACAAGUGGUGACUGUUAUACGGAGGGUCAGAUUGGUGAAGCUAGUGCUUCUUCUGGUACCAGACUUAGUCAGCAAGGGCCUGCCUUUAGUCUGCAUGAUUUGGUACCUGUAAGAAAUUCAAACAUUCCUUCAUCAUCAACCUUCAUGGUAUCAUCUCCAACAAACAGUAGCACUCAAAACAGCAAUCAAACUAAAUGCACCAUAAGACAUUCAUUCCCAGAGAAAUGGUCUACUAGAACUGCUGCAUUAGAUUGCUUUAUUUGUCACUGUAGUGUUCAUUCAUGUAAAACAUUUUCAACUCCAUCACCUCACUAUAUGAAUGAAGAAAUAGUAAUUCUUGGCUCUCAGCAUCCGAGGUCCUCUUUUUCUAGUGUAGUUAGUCACCCUUAUGUUAAUUCUUCUGUUAUCCAAGACACCAUGAAAAAAUCCAUUACAACAGAGUCUUUACAUCAGAAGCAUUCUUAUGUAAAUGUAACUGUGGAUUCUCUUAACUGUAUUGGUUAUAAAUAUCUAAAUGAUGAGUGUAGUGGUAUUCCUUGUUCACCUGAGAGUGGUUGUAAUUUAGACAUACAUAUUGUGGAUAUAAAUACCAACUACACACGUUUAGAUGAGCUCUGGAAACAGGACUAUAUAGAUAAACAUGAGAAUGAAGACUGUUAUGUUAAUGGAGGGUUGGAACAAAUAUCUGUAACAUGUGGACAGACAGACACUAUUACUUCUGAUGACAACUUUUCUUGUGUUUGUCCAGCAAGGUUUACUCGUGAAAUAGUAACCAGUCAGAUUUCACAAAAUGACAACUCUCACAUGUAUAUAAAUACUAAACAAAAUUGUGUGCCAGCAAAUCAAACAGAAGAGAUACAGAUGAAGUAUAUUACAUUAGAUCUUCAACAGAAGAAUAAAUCAGGUUGUAUUUCCUCUAUAAAGUUGAAACCUACAACUAUUGACUGUUCUAUGGGUUCUGCACAUCAACGUCCAGAAGGUUAUGCAACUAUUGAUUUUGAGAAAACUAUGGCUCUCUUAAAUUCUGCAAAUCCCACUGUUGAUUCAGAUGACAGUAUUCGGAAAACCAGGCACAGUGGAACUAUGCCAAGUGGCAGUCUCUAGAGAAAAAAAAGUAUGUAUU
Molecule: messenger RNA, 1586 nt
Organism: Limulus polyphemus (Atlantic horseshoe crab)
Lineage: Eukaryota; Metazoa; Arthropoda; Merostomata; Xiphosura; Limulidae
Exons: 3
Coding region: 152-1567 (471 amino acids)
Biological process (GO): cell surface receptor protein tyrosine kinase signaling pathway
Cellular component (GO): cytoplasm
Source: RefSeq, a predicted model, not a curated record